Molecule: messenger RNA, 1631 nt
Organism: Marasmius oreades (fairy-ring Marasmius)
Lineage: Eukaryota; Fungi; Basidiomycota; Agaricomycetes; Agaricales; Marasmiaceae
Exons: 10
Coding region: 25-1575 (516 amino acids)
Biological process (GO): RNA export from nucleus; protein import into nucleus
Cellular component (GO): nuclear pore central transport channel; nuclear pore
Molecular function (GO): phospholipid binding; structural constituent of nuclear pore
Source: RefSeq, a predicted model, not a curated record
CUCUCUACCCCUCACUUCGAUACCAUGAGUGGCCUGUUUGGGAAUAGUGCUACUUCGGGUUCCACAGGCUCAACUGGAGGAAAUAUAUUCGGAGCAGGGGGAAAUACCGCAGGGUUGUUUGGGAAUGCUGCAAAACCACCUCAGGCAGGAAGCCUAUUUGGUUCUGGUGGCAGCGGAGGUGGCAGCCUUUUUGGCUCUACAGGCUCCACUCCUGCAGCAGGUCCUGGGCUUUUUGGUGGCUCAAACACUUCUGCACCGGCGGCGAACACGUCUACUGGAGGGUCCACUACCUCCCAGUCUUCGACUAACCCUCUGUUCAGUGGAAGUGCUUUUUCACUACCGAAACCAGACCAAGGUUCAAAGAACGAACACCAGCCAGCAACACCUAGUCUCUUCGGCCAGUCAAACAAUGCUGCACCGACAUCUUCUACCUCUGCUGCGCCUGGUUUUGGCGGCGGCCUCUUCGGUGCAUCUACGAAACCAGCGGAGAAAUCAACUGCCAAUCCGGCUUCAGGCUCUGGAAACACGUCCUCUUCGGCUACUGCAACAACAGCACCCAGCACAUUCUCAGGUGGUCUGUUUGGAAAACCUACAACCCCAACCGGCCCGGCCCCUGCAUCAGCCGCUGUUACUGGGACAAGUGCGUCUGGAGGAACUCGCGAUGUUACCCCAGGGUUCUCGCUCCCCGCUAGCACAGCUCCAGCUGGCAGCCUCUUUGGCGCCGCUAAGCCGACAGAGAAGAAGGAUGAUAAGCCACCAGCUACUGUUACCGCAUCGGGAGGACUGUUUGGUGCAUUCAAAACUGACGAGAAAAAGGAUGCAGGCACAGGUUUCUCAGGUGGAGUGUCACUAGGAAAGCCUGAGGCAAAGGAGGCUGAUAAGAGCAGUUCAGCUGGGUCGGUAGCCCCCGUAGUCGCCGUUCCACCACCUUCCAUGCUCCGAGGAAAAACGAUCGAAGAAAUCGUGAACAAAUGGCACUCAGAACUUGAAACUCAUGUACGGGAAUUCAACAACUUCGCUGCCGAAGUGGCGAUGUGGGAUCGCGCCCUCAUCGAAAACGGGAAUAACCUCGCUGCGUUAUAUAGCCACGUACUUCAGGCGGAACGCGAACAAAAUGAAGUUGACCAGUCUUUAGACCACAUUGAACAGCAACAAAAGGACCUGGCAGUCACGCUAGAUUCAUAUGAGAAGGUCACCGAGGAAGUCUUCGGUGGGGCUGGAGGGAGUCUACGAGCCCUCGAUACGGGUCCAGCCGAUACAGAAAGAGACAAAAAUUACAUGCUCGCAACCGACCUCCAUACUCAUCUGGACGACCUUUCGAAUUCUCUCACUCAAAUGAUCGAAUCUGUGAACAGCUUAUCGAUACCAGCUGGCUCGGAUACAUGUUCUGAAAAUCCGAUGACUCAAAUUUCACAAAUUCUCAGCACUCAUCUGGAGAGCUUGCAAUGGAUAGACGGUGCAGUGAGGGAGGUAGAAGGGAAAGUUUCAGAGGUUGAAAAGAGAAUCAAAGAGUCAGGUCACGCUACUAGUUUAAACGCAACCAGUGCAAAACAGAGAGGAUUCGGUCUGCGUUGAGAAAUCAUUUCAUGUAUAUAUAUAUUUAUCGCAUCAUGAAAAUUACAAAACUGUAG